Bufo bufo (common toad) is the source of this 1041-nucleotide messenger RNA. Its product is annotated as pancreatic triacylglycerol lipase-like. Lineage: Eukaryota; Metazoa; Chordata; Amphibia; Anura; Bufonidae. The record is from RefSeq and is a predicted model, not a curated record. Gene Ontology annotation, molecular function: triacylglycerol lipase activity. The coding region runs from base 1 to 1041 and encodes 346 amino acids. Gene Ontology annotation, biological process: lipid metabolic process. The transcript is spliced from 9 exons.
AUGUUGCUCCUUUGGACCAUUGGUAUUUUCUUUCUCAACGCCGUGAAAGGCGCUGAGGUUUGUUAUAACAGAGUCGGUUGCUUCAAUGAUUUGAAACCUUGGGCUGGGACUGUAGAGAGACCCUUCACUAAAUUACCAUGGAGCCCAGAACAAAUUAAGACACGGUUCCUGCUUUACACCAAGAGUAAUCAGAACAGUUUCCAGUUGAUCAGCGCCACCAAUCCCUCCUCCAUCUCUUCAUCCAACUUCCGAACUACCAAGAAAACUCGCUUUGUGAUCCACGGCUUCACUGACAGCGGAGAAGCUUCCUGGCUGUCUAACAUAUGCAGGAAACUGUUCCAGAUUGAGGACUCCAACUGCAUCUGUGUGGACUGGAGCGGCGGCUCCCGCACUCUGUACUCUCAGGCCUCCAACAACAUCCGCGUGGUGGGCGCAGAAGUGGCGUAUUUCGUGAACAUCCUUCAGUCAAACUUCGGCUAUUCUCCUGCCAACGUCCACCUGAUUGGGCACAGCCUGGGCGCACACGCUGCCGGGGAGGCCGGGAAGAGGAAGAAGGGCAUCUCCAGGAUCUCAGGCCUGGACCCCGCUGAGCCCUACUUCCAGAACACCCCCAUAGAGGUCAGGCUGGACCCGUCCGAUGCUACUCUUGUCGAUGUCAUUCACACAGAUUCCGGUCCUCUGGUCCCCACCCUGGGUUUUGGAAUGAGCCAGAUCGUUGGUCACUUGGACUUCUUCCCUAAUGGAGGGGUCCACAUGCCCGGGUGUCCUCAGAACAUACAAAUCCCCAAUGUCAAUGUGGAGGAUAUCUGGAGCGGGGUCGUCAACUUUGUUACUUGCAACCAUAACAGUGCCAUCAGGUAUUACACCGACAGCAUCACCAACUCCAACACCUUUGUGAGCUACUCCUGCUCCAACUGGAACACCUACUCUAGUGGCUGCAGAACCUGCCCCAGUGCCGGAUGUCCAAAGAUGGGUCAUUACGCAGACACCUACCGUGGGGUUACCACUUCCAGCCAGGUCUUCUAUCUGAGCACCCCAUAG